CGUAAAAUUUUUGGUAAUAACCCUUUAUAUAAAGCUCUAAAUCUGAAACAAAAGUAAUUAAAAAUAUUAAUGGGUACCCUUGUAUAUUGUAUCACCUUGAGGACCUUGAAUGCGACUUUUAGCAACAUCAAAAGGUAUAUUCAUGCAGGAUGCCACUGUUCCUGAUAUAAAACCUAUGGUAAACUAACAAAUUUAUGUGGAUUAGACAGAGUAUCUACAAUUGCAACAUAGAUGGUAUCUAUAAAAAAUACAGAAGAAAAAACUCUUUAUCAAAAAUAUUCAAAAUGAAAUUGCAUGAAACUGUAGGAUGAAACAUUAAGUAUGACACAGCAAUAUUUGCUUACUAUCUUGUAUGACAUUACGUCAUCAAAAUAUUCGCGUUAAUUAUCAUUUCAGUUUACUUUUCAAAGUUACAGUGAUUUCGUAUUCGUAAGUAUACUGUUGUGACGAGAUAAUCAUAAAAUAUUUUAAAAUGUGUAGUAAUUGUUACUGUAAUAACAUAUAUUUUGUUUCAGGAACUUCAAACUUUUACACAGAAUUAGUUCAAUUUAUUUAAAUUAGUUUAGCAUAUACAUAUUCUUUAUAGUACAGAAAUUAAUUCUAACAUGCACAGUUGGGAUGAAAUAAGUGUGUCCAUUUAUUACAUCAUUUAGAGGCUUUAAAAUACCUAGUAGAAUAUAUUUUAUUAAUAUUGUAUAUACCAUCUUAUAAAUGUCAUAUUUUUUAUGUUUAAAUCUUAAUUAUACUGACAGAGGAAACAAUAACAAUAAUGAUUAAAAUUUAAAGAAUGUCCACAUAAAUAGAAAAGAAGACCUUUCUUUCUUUUCAAAUAUAAAUAUGCUUUGUAAAGUAAAAUGCCUUGUUAUCCUGUUAUAGGAUUAAAUUACUGCGCUUCAUUUCUAUACGACUAAACAGAAAAGCACAUGAAGAUUACUUGAAAACUAAUUGUUAAUUAACACUGUCUUUAUAGAGGCAAAGAAUCAGUGACAUGGAGGUUAGACAUAGAAAGUUAACAGAAAAUGAAGACAUUUUUGAAGCAGAACCGAAACCACGUUUUAAGAAAGGACAACCAGGAAAAAGAUAUUUUGUGGUUGUGGCUUUGUUGGGAAUUCUCUUCCUGGGAUAUAUAGCAAUAGCAUAUGACUUGAAGCCAGUACGUCUGGGUAGCAAAGCAAUUGAUACAUUGGCUUUCUCUUUCAAUCUGCAAAAACCAUUUUACGUUGUAGUAAUUGACGCGGGUUCGACCGGUAGUCGAGCGUUAGCUUUCAGUUUUCACGAAUCAAUUCUAGGUGGUAAUUUGGUUUUGGAUGAGGAGCUCUACACCGAGACAAAACCAGGCCUUAGUGCUUAUUCUGAGAAACCUAAAGACGCCGCUAAGUCUCUUAUUGUAUUACUAGAUAAAGUUAGAAGUGUUAUUCCUCGUUCGGAAUGGCAACACACACCUCUUACUAUGAGAGCCACUGCUGGUUUGCGGCUUCUUCCUGGACAUAAAGCUCAAGAGAUCCUUCAAGAAUGUAGGAAAAUGUUUGAAGAAAGUGGUUUCCUGCUGUCUAAAAAUUCAAUUUCUAUAAUGGAAGGAAGGGAUGAGGGUAUUUUCUCAUGGUUCACUGUCAAUUUUCUAUCAGAAAGAUUUAAUACGCACAAUCCUGGUAGCACAGUUGCGGCAUUGGAUCUUGGUGGAGGUUCUACCCAGGUGACUUUUUCACCUAAUCCCCAACAGGAAAAGAAACUUGACGGACACAUAUACUCUGUUAAUAUUUUCAAUCAUAACAUGAGUGUUUAUACGCACAGUUAUUUGGGUAUGGGUCUUAUGGCUGCCAGAAAAGAGAUUCUAACUUAUGGAAUGAACUUGGACAAUGUAAAUCAAAAAACUGUAAUACAGUCGGAAUGUAUAAAUCCCAUAGUUUCUACUGAAUGGAGUUACGGUGGACUUAAUUAUCUUAUCAAAGGACCUGUCAAUGGGACUCAUAAAUUGGUGAAAACGCAAAACUUUGCUGGUGGAGAAGAGGAUAGGCCAAUUGUUAACUUCCCCGAAUGUUUGAAGAUCAUUGAAAAAUAUGUCGGUAGGAUUAAAAAUAAACCGGAGGGUUUAAAAGAUCAUGAAAUUUACGCCUUUUCUUAUUAUUUUGAUCGUGCGACAGAGGUUGGUCUAGUCGAUCCCUUUUUUGGCGGAGCUAUCCAAGUAAGUGCGUUUUUGAAACAUGCAAAGGAAGCCUGCGAUUAUCCAAACACUGAUCAACCUUUUAUUUGCCUUGAUCUAACGUUCAUUUAUAUUCUUCUGCGUGACGGAUUUGGAUUAGAACCCACUACGAAACUUUAUCUUUACAAGAAGAUCAAUGGACACGAGUUAAGCUGGGCCCUUGGUGCUGCCUUUAAUAUUAUCCAAAAUGGUCUUUAACGCAGCUCAAAAAUAGGGAAAUGAAUUACAAAUAUUUUUGCACAAAUGUUAGAACGUAUCAAUUGUUAUGAAACUAUUCGUUUUAAGUAGAAAUCAUUAAUUUAUUAACACGUUUACUGGUCUUAUCAUAUAUUCAGUUGUUCUCUUUUUACAUUGUCUAAUGUACAUACAACGUGUUUAUACCUCAUACAACAUAUUUUCUAAUGUGUUCAGACAUUUUCGAGCAAUUGCAGUAUUAAUGAAAGUAAACGUGUUAAAUUUUAAUAUCAGAGAUUCUUAAGGUUUUAGCUAUUUUAUUUAAAACUGUUCUUGAAAAUUGAUGAUGUUUUUCUUGUUUAUACAUAUAAUGUAUACAUAGAAAUUUAGACGACGGAUUGAAAAUAUCAUACUAAUUAGUGACUAAAUAUUGUUUUAAAAAACCUUCAAAAAGAAACUUGAGGAAUGUAUAUAUCGAAUUUUAAUAAAACUAAUGACAAUUUCAUACAAAAUAA
This is a messenger RNA of Osmia bicornis bicornis, 2889 nucleotides long. RefSeq names its product ectonucleoside triphosphate diphosphohydrolase 5. Gene Ontology annotation, molecular function: GDP phosphatase activity; UDP phosphatase activity. The transcript has 10 exons. Gene Ontology annotation, cellular component: membrane. Gene Ontology annotation, biological process: nucleoside diphosphate catabolic process. Bases 989 to 2398 code for a protein of 469 amino acids. NCBI's taxonomy places the organism in Eukaryota, Metazoa, Arthropoda, Insecta, Hymenoptera, Megachilidae. The record is from RefSeq and is a predicted model, not a curated record.